AUGCAUGUUAACCUUGCUUAUCUAGUGCUCAUAUUCCCCAGAGCAGAGACCAAGGACAACGAUGUUAUCAGCCGUCACACUCUUGCUGCUGGUGUCGUGCUGCGGCAUGGCGUCAGGUCAGUGGGGCGGGGACCGUUGUUCGCCGAGAUCCCCUCCGUUAGACUGCAGAGUCGUGCUUUGCGCGUUCCCUAUAAACUGCCGUUAUGGAUCAUUCACACCAAAAGGCCGAUGCUGCCCGGUGUGCAUAGAAGAUUGUUGGGGCUGGCCAUGGCCAGGAAAGUAAAUCCACACGUCGUGAGAACAAGGUGGGAAAAGGAAUAACGAUAACUACGAUCAGAUAAAACGGAUCGAAGUAACGGACGACAUGCUAUUGUACUGAAAAUGUUUGCCUUUGUUAAAAAGAAUAAAUAAAAACUAUUCUGCAA
Dreissena polymorpha is the source of this 425-nucleotide messenger RNA. RefSeq lists its product as uncharacterized. The transcript is spliced from 3 exons. Bases 1 to 321 code for a protein of 106 amino acids. Lineage: Eukaryota; Metazoa; Mollusca; Bivalvia; Myida; Dreissenidae. The record is from RefSeq and is a predicted model, not a curated record.